Messenger RNA from Lolium rigidum, 954 nucleotides. RefSeq names its product (+)-neomenthol dehydrogenase-like. The record is from RefSeq and is a predicted model, not a curated record. Gene Ontology annotation, cellular component: membrane. The transcript has 5 exons. NCBI's taxonomy places the organism in Eukaryota, Viridiplantae, Streptophyta, Magnoliopsida, Poales, Poaceae. The coding region runs from base 1 to 954 and encodes 317 amino acids.
AUGGAAGGGGCCAUCAUCUCCCGUUCCCCCAACACAAGGGUUGCCGUGGUAACCGGAGGCAACAAAGGCAUCGGGCUAGAGGUGUGCCGGCAGCUGGCCGACAACGGCGUCUCCGUCGUGCUGAUGGCCAGAGACGAGGCCAGGGGCAUGGCGGCCGUCGAGAAGCUCAAGGCGUUGGGACUCUCCGACAUCGUCUUCCACCAGUUGGAGGUGACGGAUGCUUCCAGCAUCGAUCGUCUAGCUGCUUUCCUGGAGAGCCGUUUCAGGAAGCUCGACAUCCUGGUGAACAAUGCCGCCACUGGUGGAAAUGAGCGGCUAGAUGAUGUAAUAAUACCAGGCGUGGAGAAGUUCGACGGCAUGGAUGUGCAUCAGAGGCUGGAAUGGAUGAAGAACAAUACGCGGGAGACACACGAGGCUGCGAAACAGGGCGUGCAGACCAACUACUAUGGCACAAAGCACGUUACCGAAGCUCUCCUCCCCCUGCUCCUCUCCUCUUCCGACGGAAGGAUCGUCAACGUCUCCUCCAGCUUCGGACUGCUCAUCACGCCCGCCAAAGAACUCCCAUGCAUAUAUGUGGAGCUGAGGCGGCAGCUUGAUGACAUCAACAGCCUGACCGAGAAGAGGCUGGACAAGCUGCUUGAUGCCUUCUUGGGAGGCUUCGACGACAGCAGUGAGCCAGAGACGUGUGGCAGGGGGCGAACGGCGGGGUUCUCGGCGUACAAGGUAGCCAAGGCCGCGGUGAACGCCUACACGAGGAUGCUGGCGAGGAGGCAUCCAGCACUGCGCGUCAACUGCGUGCAUCCGGGCUACGUCAGGACCGACUUUUCCAUGAACUCGGGGCUCCUCUCGCCGGAGGAGGGCGCGCGCGGCGUGGUGAAGUUGGCGCUGUUGCCUAACGGAGGACCCACCGGCGCCUACUUCGCUGAGGGCCAGCUGCAGGUGUCGUUCGUGUGA